GCGAUGGCCUUUAACACACUCUUUAUCCGUCUAUUCUGGGUUGGCGCCGAGCCGCGGUAUUAACCCUAAUCCAGCCGCGGCUGGUGUGGAUGAGCUCCAGCUCUCCAUCUGUCUCUGAGGGCAUGCUGGGACUCUGACGGCAGACGGAGCGUGACAUGGGAUGUGGAGUCACCAAAUCACACCAGCAGCAGCAGCUGAAGCCAUGCGGUCAAGGGAGCGUCUCAGUUCCAGCCGCCACAGCGAUGCGGGCGGCGCUGCUCAUCCAGCGCUGGUACCGUCAGUAUGCGGCGCGGCUGGAAAUGCGACGCCGCUGCUCCUGGAACAUCUUUCAGUCUAUAGAGUAUUCUGGACAACAGGAUCAUAUCAAGCUGUAUAACUUCUUCGGUUACCUGAUGGAUCAUUUCACUUCUGCCAGCAGCCAAAGGAAUCUGGUCUCCCAGAUGUUUCGCGAGAGUGACGCGUUUCAGGACGUGGAGUGGGAGAAACAGUUCUGUUACAAGGACAUUGAGGUUCCAGACGUCUACGCCGGCCCACAUCUCUCCUUCCCGCUGACCAUCUCCAACGUCACUGAGCUGGUGGACGCCUUCAAAAACAAACAAAAGCUUCACGCCCGGUACGUCCUGCAGCUGCUGGGCAAGACGUGGACGCUUCUGCGCUUGAUGCCCAACAUCAGUCACGUGUGCACCUGCAAGCACAAAGAGAUCACCAUCUGUGGUGACUUACACGGCCAUCUGGAGGAUCUGCUGUUGGUCUUUUACAAAAAUGGUUUUCCUUCAGCGGAGACGCCGUACGUCUUCAACGGUGACUUUGUGGACAGAGGGAAAGAGUCCAUGGAGAUUCUGUUGGUUCUGUUUGCGUUCCUGUUGCUGUAUCCACACGACGUGCACCUGAACCGAGGAAACCACGAGGACCACAUCGUUAAUCUGAGAUACGGCUUCACUAAGGAAGUUCUAGGGAAAUAUCAGGUUCAUGGGAAAAUGAUUCUUAAACUUCUGCAGAAGAUCUUCAGCUGUUUGCCACUGGCGACAGUGAUCGACCAGAAGGUUCUGAUUCUACACGGAGGAAUUUCUGACAAGACGGACUUGAAUCUGAUCGGCAAACUGGACCGUCAGCGAUUCGUUUCGGCCCUCCGGCCCCUGAAGAGGAGAGAAGCAUCAGCGAGACCGAAGGAAGCGGCUCUCGACCCAGACGGAGACGACGACGACUUCAGCACGGGCCGGAGGAGAGUUCAGUCUCUGACUCACGGCACACCAGUGCGGCCCAGACAGGAGCUCCCGCGGCAUUCGGUGCACUCGGGGUCCGGCCGGACGGGUCGGUCCGUUGACGAGGAGCUGCGAGAGAGACGUCGACUGGCGGGUCUCAGUCUGUCAUCCGACUCGGAGCUUUAUUCUGCUGAGGUUCAGGAGACGGACGCGGAUGAAUGGAAACAGAUAGUGGAUGUUCUGUGGAGUGACCCGAUGUCUCAGAACGGUUGUGUCCCGAAUGAGAUUCGAGGAGGCGGGUGUUACUGGGGGCCGGACGUCACACAGGAAGUGCUGGACAGACACAAACUGAAGCUGCUCAUCAGAUCACAUGAGUGCAAACAGGAAGGAUAUGAAUUCUGCCACAACGGCAGGGUUGUGACAAUAUUUUCAGCCUCUAAUUACUAUGAUGUGGGCAGUAACAGAGGCGCUUAUAUUCGUUUGGGCCCUGACCUCAUUCCUCACUUCAAACUGUUUCAGGCCAGCAGAUCGACACGAGAGCUCACACUCAGACAGAGUGUGGGACGAACAGAACGUUCUGCAUUACAGGCUCUGAGGAUGCAGCUGUUUGCACACAAAUCUGCCCUGAUUCGAGAAUUUCAGGAAUAUGACCCCCAGUGCACAGGUCUGAUCUCUCUGAAGCACUGGGCCAUGGCUGUGGAGAAGGUUCUGCGGCUCAGUCUCCCGUGGAGGGUCCUGAGGGCUCAGCUGGUGACCAGCAGCACACGGGACGGGAUGCUCAACUACCACGACUGGUUCAACCAGCUGUCCGUCAUCCAGCCAAACACAGAGAUUGCUAACGCGAGUCUACUGGAGACGCUGUACAAACAUCACUCAAACCUGGAGAGCAUCUUCAGAAUGAUCGACACGGACCAUUCAGGUCUGAUCUCGUUUGAGGAGUUUCAUCAGACGUGGAAGCUGCUGAGCUCGCACCUGCAGACGGACAUCAGCGAUAAAGCCAUCGCGGACCUGGCCGAGAGCAUCGACUUCAACAAGGACGGCAGCAUCGACAUCAACGAGUUCAUGGAGGCCUUUCGCCUCGUGGAACAAUGUAGAGGAGAGAGGGAAGAGCCGGCGUCACCAGAAUGAGCGCAGACGUCUGGCCAAACGCUUGAAACCUCAAGAGCAGCUACUGUACGGAUGCAAACGUGUCUGAAUAUUUCCCUGCCGUUUACUUUACUAAAGGCCAUGGAGUUUCUCAGUGCUUUAACUUUCAUACGUUUAAUAUAAAUCAGCCAAACACAGAAAUUCAUACAGUGAAACUUUAUUAAUCAAUCAAAGACACAGUAAAACACUCCAGCUGCCUGAAGGCACACAUUCACACGCACAAGUAAAAAUAAAUGCGCUGCUCCAACUCAAAUCUG
Molecule: messenger RNA, 2605 nt
Organism: Megalobrama amblycephala (Wuchang bream)
Lineage: Eukaryota; Metazoa; Chordata; Actinopteri; Cypriniformes; Xenocyprididae
Product: serine/threonine-protein phosphatase with EF-hands 2-like
Exons: 19
Coding region: 156-2330 (724 amino acids)
Biological process (GO): negative regulation of MAPK cascade; detection of stimulus involved in sensory perception
Cellular component (GO): cytosol; nucleus
Molecular function (GO): iron ion binding; manganese ion binding; protein serine/threonine phosphatase activity
Source: RefSeq, a predicted model, not a curated record